CUUCCCUCCCUUGCCUUCUCCUUCCCCUCCCUCCUGCCCUCCCGUCCCCCCGGGCAGGGCCGGGCGGGGCCAGUCAGAGGCUCCCUCCCCCGACGGGGCUCCUGCCGCUGUCUCUCGAUGGGACCGGAGCCGGGAAGCAGGAUGGACCACUAUCAUCCCACAAAUCCCGCCGCCCUCCCCAAGCACAUCCUGGACAUCUGGGUCAUUGUCUUGAUCAUCCUGGCCACCAUCCUCAUCAUGACAGCCCUGGUGCUCUGCCCAGCCACUGCUGUCAUCAUCUACCGGGUAUGGACACACCCCACGCGCAAUGGCAUCGUGUGAGGCUGUGGCAGAGGCACCGAGGGACAGCUGGCUUGCUGGGCAGGGGGGCACAGCCAUGGGACCCUGUGCUGGGGACCCCGCAGAGCCAGAUGGGGCACCCUGAGAGCUGGGGAGAGACAGGCAAGAGCCAGGGUGGGCCAGCACCCAGACACCUGCCCCUGUACCUGGAUCUCACUGCCUCCCGUUUACCCACCAAGCUCAUGGAGACCACCAUGGAGGUGGCAGCUGGGGCACCAUCAGGGAGAUGCGUGACUUUGUGGAUGUAUCCAGCUAGAAACCACCAGCUACCAUGAGAUGGGCAGGCUGGGCUUGCCUUAGCUGGCAGCGCUGUCUCCUCCCAGGCAAGCAGCAAGGAGUGGAAAUGCCUGGCAAAGUGAUUUCUCGUUUGGAGUCCCAGCUAUUGGGGUGGUUGGGAAAGAAGGAUCAAAGUGAGAUGGAUGUGGUUUCUGGUUGUGCAUUCAGAGACUUGGCUAGAAGUAUGAGUGAUAGAUCCUGUCCUGACUGCACAGCAGGUGUGCAGCUGGCACUGGUUUCUCCAGUAUCAGGUAUCUGCUGAAAUUGUAGGAAAAAUUCUGCGGGGCACUCGGUUCCUCUUGGUCUCGUGGGGCAAAGGAGUGGGCAGCUCCUGCCAGGCUGCCUGCCCACACACCAGCUGUGCUCACUGCUCCUGUCAAAGGUGAGGAUCCCCCACUACUUGUUCCAUUGUGGGGGUCUCUGUGCUCCUUACCCAGUCAGGCAGAGUGGGAGGGCCAGAGGGGUUUGUGCCCAGGCAGUGAAAGGGAUUGUGUAAGUUCUUACAGUGCCUCUUGCUACAGAAUAAAAGAACUUUGAUCUA
Messenger RNA from Calypte anna (Anna's hummingbird), 1156 nucleotides. It is a transcript of the gene SMIM3, whose product is annotated as small integral membrane protein 3. NCBI's taxonomy places the organism in Eukaryota, Metazoa, Chordata, Aves, Apodiformes, Trochilidae. The transcript has 2 exons. Bases 118 to 321 code for a protein of 67 amino acids. The record is from RefSeq and is a predicted model, not a curated record.